Molecule: messenger RNA, 3569 nt
Organism: Achroia grisella
Lineage: Eukaryota; Metazoa; Arthropoda; Insecta; Lepidoptera; Pyralidae
Gene: Cht11
Product: chitinase-3-like protein 2
Exons: 1
Coding region: 265-1707 (480 amino acids)
Biological process (GO): carbohydrate metabolic process; chitin catabolic process
Cellular component (GO): extracellular region
Molecular function (GO): chitin binding; chitinase activity
Source: RefSeq, a predicted model, not a curated record
ACAUGUCAAUAGCAAAAUUUAAUUUAAUAUAAAUAAAUAAAAUACAUAGUUAAGUCGUAUGCGUAUUUUAUCAUAUUGUAAACAAAUAUGUACUUGAUUGCAUGUAUUAUAAUAUGAGUAUUAAAUUCCUAGUUAGACGUGACUAAGAUAAUCCUUUGUGAUUUACUUACUGCGUAUGUGCAUGUGAAUGCUAUUGAAUUUAUUCGUUAUUGCCAGUAUUUUUACUAAUAAACUCAAUUAUUAGUAUAUUACAUAUUCAUUAAAAUGCUUAAACUCAAUAAGUGUGGUGACGUGAGUAAAUAUGGCCCCAUAUUUGACAACGAACAUCCCAGCAGUUCUAGUGCCAAAAGCCGACGAAGUAGUUGUUUGGUAUGUUUACUACCACUCAUAUUGAUUUCAGUUAUUAUAAGUGCAAUUAUUCUGUGUUAUCCUCGACUCAAUACUGAUGCCUUAACUCUACAUACCCUACAAAAGUCCGUAAUACGUGCUGCGAUCUACUCGGAGAAUCAGGUACAAAAUAAUGGGUACUACAAAUUGUUGAAUGUGCAACAAGAAGUGAGUGGAGGCAGAGUUGAUGACAAGGUGGUCUCAUGUUACUACGAUACUCCUAAUAGCCAAGACAGCAAUCAGUUAAUGCCUAUUAACAUCCACCCACACCUGUGUACACACAUAAAUGUCGCAUUUGCGCGUGUUGUGAACAAAACCAUAUCACUAGAUGAUCAACAAUACAAAACUCUAUCAGAAGUAGUGAAUUUAAAAAAGAUAAAUCCUACAUUAAAAGUGUUGUUGUCUGUGGGCGGAGCUGGCAAUGAUAAUGGUUUCACAGAAAUGGUAGCAGACCAUGCGUCUAGAAAGAUAUUUAUUAGGUCGAUUAAGUACAUAUUAAGAAAUUAUACACUUGAUGGUAUUGACUUGGAUUGGGAGUUUCCAGCUAUACACAACUCUCAAUAUCAGUUGCAAAAACGAGAGAGACAACACUUCUCACAGCUGUUACAUGAGAUUCGAAGCGAAUACAUUAGAGAGAAACGGGAUUACUUGUUAACAGUAGCUGUAGCAGCUCCAGAGACACUAGUCGAUGUUUGCUACGACAUAGACCAGUUGAAUAUGUAUACUGAUUUUGUAAAUAUUAUGACUUACGACUUUCAUUAUUUCACUAAAUUCACACCAUUCACUGGAUUGAAUUCCCCAUUGUAUGCAAGACCGACUGAACAAAUGUACAUGGCAACACUUAACAUCAACUACACUGUAAAUAUGUACCUGAAUAAAGGACUUAACCGUAACAAGAUUGUAGUUGGUAUUCCAACAUAUGGACAUUCUUUCACUUUGGUUAACGCUGACAAUACCCGAGUAGGCAGCCCUGCAUUCUCCUAUGGUACACUUGGAGGCCUUGGAUUUGUUAACUACCCUGAUAUAUGUACUUACAUAAAUAGCCACAGUACUGUGACAGUCAAACAAGAUGAAGAUGCGAAGGUGCCAUAUCUCUAUAACAAUAAGGAAUGGGUAUCAUAUGAUACACCAAAAAGCGUUAUGGAAAAAGCGAAUUACAUCAAAGAAAAUAAUUUACGUGGUGCUAUGAUUUAUUCAUUGAAUGCUGAUGAUUACAAUGGAUUAUGUGGUGAUGAAGGUGACAGUUCCAAAUUCCCCUUAUCCCGAUCAGUUAAAAAUGUGCUGCUCAACAGUGUAUAUGUUACGGCCAGUAGAAAUUAAAGAAAGUUAUGCAUUCCAUCGCCAAUUGCAGUGUAAUUCAUUGGCAGGUUCCGUUAAGCGUUGAAACAUUGUAAUUACCUGUUUUUUUCUGGUGACAUAAGUGAUUUUGUACAUGGUGCAAGACUUCAUGAUACGCCAAAACAAAAAUGUGCACUGGCAGUGUUGAGUGUGUGGUAUUUGUUUGGAGGCGCGCGGGCGCGAGUGGCCGAGUGCGCGGCGACCGUGGUGCACCCACGCGCGCCGCCGCCGCCGCCGUCGCCAGCCGAGCACUGCGCAGUGCUCACCCGCUCAGAACCGCACGCGCAUUCAUUAAUACUGUCUUAUUAACUUUUACAGUUGGAAAAAAUGUAAAAAUGCUACUAGGUACAUAGUGUACUGUUUCGUUUACAGCAAGUGUUUCCAGUCGAACGACUGCACAUUACUUGGUCUAUAGCAUAAUUAGGCAAUCCUUUUUAAUCACCGACAUAUUACAAAAAUAAUAUAGACGUCUAUAGGAAAUAGUUUCUGGUAUUUAAAAAAGUUGACGCAACUUUUAAAAACCUAAUAAUAACGUAAUAGUACACCUACACAUAUUUUUUAAUAAAUGUGCAAGUAUAAAACUCUGAUGCUAUUAUAAUAUUUAUUUCAUAAUAAUGUACUUUAUCGCUAUGUUUUUAAGAAUCAUUUCUUGUAUGUAGGAUAAUCGUGUGAUUAGUAUUUUGGUUACGUCAAGCGUAGCGAGCGUCAAGUGAUGACUAGUUUGUGGUCAGUACCAAAUGCAGAUCGCGCAACAGGACGGCGCAUUUGUGCCAUUAAGUCUUUUCAUAUAAUUAUAUCUUCACUCUAUAGCUUUAACUUGGUACCUACACAGAGAUCGUGUAUGGCCUCUAACAAAAGACUCAGAUAUAUUUUUUAUGAACUUGUUUUCAGUUCGAUUCUGGCAAAAGUUUACCCUCUGAAACAAUAUAGAAAUCUGAAACAAUGUUAUCGCUGGGGUUGAAAGUUAAGAAUUCGUCUUAUGGCAUUAGUGCACUAUCCUUCACAGCAUUUACAAAAACCAGAAACCAUUUUUCACCAUUUCUAUAAAUAAAAAAUACUUUAUUCUGUAGAAUAAUAAAGUAAACACAAUAAGGAUGUACGUAAGUUUCCAGACUUUGUAACGUUUUCACAACCAAAAUGACAGUGGCACAUUACAUUAAAUAUAAGGGUCUAUUCCACUCUCUGUCUACGGAUAUUUCAGAAUACACUGUACAAACUAUAUAUAUAUAUAUAUAUAUAUAUAUAUACGUAGGUGAUGUUCCCUUUAUUUUGUAUAACAAAACAUUAUGUCAUUAGUUUAGUCCUCAGGUAUAGCAAGAUUCAAAAGUGUGCGGAAUCUUCAUAACUGAUGAACUGGUAUAUUUGGUAGUGUAAUAGACCUUUAAGAAAUAGGAGUCGUUUUUAAAUAUAACGGUUUUAUAUAUAGGUUACCAAAUUAUCAAUGGCUGUGUUUGUAUAGGCAUUAAUAGAAUUUUAUUUAUUAUUGAUAUUAGUAAUAGAGGUCGUUUCAUUAGUUAUGUAUAGAAGAUGUUAAAAAGUAUCUAGUUUGCGCAAACUAUGAGUUUAUUAAUAAGAAUCUAGACUCUGUUGGUAAUUUAAUUUGUCAAUUUGUACAGAAAAAGAUUUCAUUUCUAAAGUUUGUUUAGUAGUCACUCACCUUUCGAGCGCAGAAAAGAGGGAAAAUAAUAACUGAUCGCCUUAAAAUGUAUUAUAAGUAAAUUAAAUAUAGUAUUUAUUAAUGUAUAAUUUAUAUUUUAAUCACAUUUUGCAUUAUAACUAAGAGAUUGGUAAUGCAAUUUAGUUGCAGUAAGUGUUAUUAUGUGGAUAUAAUAUAAAUUACAAAU